AUGGCAGCUAGUCCGUCUGACGGUUCAGCUAAAACCGGCGGGGCGGCUUUCCUGCGAAAGUCCACGCGUCCGGCAGGGAUACAGGACCGACCGCUGCCUCCACUCCCUCUCGAUGACGUCGCAGAAAUGCAAGAGGAAGGCCGCAGCAGCCACGGCGAGGGGAGGGGAGAAACUGGCUCCUCGUCUCCCCGAGAUCUCGCCGAGCAGGCUCCGGAGGUGCCGCCUCACCGCGUCGAACAGCCUCCAAGUCCGCCGCCCCGUCGCUUCGGAUCCGGACGGUCUCUGGGGCGACCGCCUCAGCUCUCCGGUAGAAGGGCAGAUGGAUAUGACAACCUGCCACAGAGGCAAGACCACAAACACGUGCAUAGGAAUCAGGUGUACUCGGCAGGUGCCACACACGAGUACACGCCUCUGAACCAGAACGCUCGCCGCACCCCACCCGGCCCUUUUACCCCGAGGCCAGGAGGAACAACUGAUGAGGACCCUCAGCAUUCCGGACAGAGCCAUGGAAGAAGGGCAGAUGGGAGGAACAACAACCACAGACGGGGACCCACCAGACCCGUUUGCCGCACACACGUACGAGAACGGGGACGAGUUCAGGCAGGGGCUCGGGCCGCCGCUGAGCCGCGACGUUCUCGGCGCCCCGCCUGUUCCCUCUUCCCCGAGACCAGCGAGAGGAGACGAUGGGCCAGCCGACGGUCAGGCGGACAGCGCGAACCAGCCUCCAGACCCCGAGAAGAAGGACAAACCAUCUGGGAACGACUGCGCGAUCGUUGCACAGGCCGACAAAUCGGCUUCAUCAUCGUCAUCAUCAUUACGUCUGUCAUCAUGGUAACACUGAUGGUACACGUGAUUCUGAUGCACACCGGCUCCCCAACGUCCCACCUUGACUCGCCUGUGCCCACCAAUGGAGGAACGGACACCGCUGACGCUACUGGACAUGCCUGGCAGAGCUCUGCUGAACCGAGGACUGUGACCUUGGCUGACAUCAUCAAGGUUGAUCCGGCCCGCGGGCAUGGCCCUCCUGACCCAGUCCCUGGGAAAGUGGAAACUGCUGGACCUACCCGAGCCACCAUGGCCAGGCCGCUUUCCGUGGACACUAAAGAAGUGCCUGUGGGAAGCAGCAGCGCACGGGUCAUCACCUUUGGUGACGCGUCAGGGCCUGGAAACCUGCGCGGCGCACGCGCGGUCGCAGUUUCCCCCGACAACGAGAUCUGGGUGGCUGACCAGACCAAAGCGCAUCUUCAGGUGUACAGCAUGGAAGGUGCCUUCCUGCGCCACUUUCCCCAAGCUGCACCGUACCCAGGAAAGAGGCUGUUUGACGUGUCCUUCGACAGAGAUGGACAGAUCUGGGUCCUGAUGAAUGGAUACCCUACCAGCGCUGACACGAUGGUGAAGAUCGACAGGGAGGGCGAUCUCAAAGCCAGCUUCGACCUCCCCAACGAUGUGAAACGUGGGGCACCCCGCGGUAUGGCGGUGGGCUUGCAGGUGUACGUCACCUGGUCUGAUGGCUACAGUGGCGGCGUGCAAGCCUUCCAGCCUGACGGGCAGCUCCUCUGGGGUGUCGGCCCGCAGCAGCGAAUGAAGAUGCCAACGGAGGUCGCCGUUAGCGGUGAAGGCAACAUCUACGUCUCCGACUUCCACCGUCAUUACAUCUACAUGUACACCGCAACCGGACGGUACGUGAGGAAGUUUGGAGGUCCGGGAUUGAGCGGUGGCCGCCUGAAUCAUCCCGAAGGCAUCAGUACGGACAGUUCCAGUCACGUCCUCGUGGUGGACUCAGAGAGCCAUCGUGUCGUGGUGUACUCAGGCCGGGGCGCGUAUGUCCGCGACAUCGCCAUCCCCCGCCGUGCAAAAUAUCCCCCUGCAGUGGGGGUUGCAGUCGGGCCGGGAGGACAGUUGGUUGUGAUCAACAAAAACACAAUCUUCGUGUUCCCCCGCUACUGA
Branchiostoma belcheri (Belcher's lancelet) is the source of this 1947-nucleotide messenger RNA. RefSeq lists its product as uncharacterized. Gene Ontology annotation, molecular function: ubiquitin protein ligase activity; protein binding; translation repressor activity. Gene Ontology annotation, biological process: protein polyubiquitination; proteasome-mediated ubiquitin-dependent protein catabolic process; negative regulation of translation. NCBI's taxonomy places the organism in Eukaryota, Metazoa, Chordata, Leptocardii, Amphioxiformes, Branchiostomatidae. The record is from RefSeq and is a predicted model, not a curated record. The transcript is spliced from 7 exons. Bases 1 to 1947 code for a protein of 648 amino acids.